UCCCUGCUACAAAACCGGAGAAAGACAGUUGAAAAGACUCAGGUUACAAUCCCUGGGUGGCGGCUCAGGUCUCCUGCAAGGCGAGAAAGGCGGGGCUAAGGGAGGCCCCAAAGAGGGCUGGGCUGAGAAGCGCCUUGCAACAUUGCCUUGCCCGAGUCAGCAUUUCUAAGGAGUUUCGCUACGGCGAGAGUUUGAGGCUGGCUGAGUGUGGCGCGCUUUCUUUCUUUCUUUCUUGGAAAAGAAGCCUUCCCGUUUUCUUGAAAAGCAGCAAAAGAAAGGAAAGGCCGAAGCUGUCCAGCAAUGCUUGGGAACUUAAGCUCAAGAAAGCACCCUGAGUCCCAGUGGUGGGGAGACCAGCGUUAAAAGCAACAACAACAACAGCUCAGGGUGCUGGAGUUGUGUUCGCGUACUCAGUGCCAUCCACCUACAGAUGGUGGUGAAAACUACAGCGUGACAACAGCCUUCUUUGAGCUGCCAGGCCAUCACAGCAGCAGCAAAGGGCAGCAAAUUACAGCAUGAUGACGACGACUUUAGAAAAAUAUGUAAUGGGAAGGACAUGCCUGGUUGCCACUUGCAUUUUAUCACAGUUCUUCUGUCUGGAACAGAAGUGGAGGCUGCUGUCUGUGAUACCCACAUCCCUUCCUGUGUGUUAACGGCUUCAGUGACUACAACAGAUGCCCUCAGAAACCUGAGAUAAGAGGGGUUGCCAAUUUGAAAAGAUGACCAGGUGCUAUGAUAAUGAGACAGUUGAGUUCUUCUACAACAACAGUGGAAAGAAGCUGUCCCACGAAUGGAAGUCCAAGGAUAUCGUGGUGGUAGCUCUUGGCUUGACCGUCAGUAUCAUUGUACUGCUCACCAACUUGCUGGUCAUUACAGCCAUUGCUAUCAACAAGCGCUUCCACUAUCCUAUCUAUUACCUGUUGGGGAAUCUUGCAGCUGCUGACCUCUUUGCUGGCAUUGCUUACAUGUUCCUGAUGUUCCACACAGGGCCCAGGACAGCCCAGCUUUCUCUCAAGACUUGGUUUAUCAGGCACAGCCUCUUGGAUACCAGCCUGACUGCCUCGGUAGUCAAUCUUUUGGCCAUUGCAGUGGAGCGGCACCAGACCGUUUUCACCAUGCAGCUCCACAGCAAGAUGUCUAAUCAGCGAGUAAUGAUCCUCAUCUGCUGUAUCUGGAUCACAGCCCUGCUGCUGGGCCUCAUUCCCUCAUACGGUUGGCACUGUCUGUGUAAUCUGGACGAUUGCUCCAGGAUGGCUCCACUCUACAGCCGCAGAUACUUGACCUUCUGGGCCAUCUCCAAUCUCUUCAUCUUCCUUAUCAUGGUGGUUGUCUACACUCACAUCUUCAUCUACGUCAAGAGGAAAAUGGCACGGAUGUCCAAGCAUACCAACUUCCAUCCACGCUAUAAGGAGACAAUGAUCAACCUCAUCAAGACAGUCAUCAUUAUCCUCAGUGCUUUUGUUAUCUGCUGGACCCCUGGACAGGUGGUGCUCCUGUUGGACGGCCUCAAUUGUAAAAGUUGCAACGUGUUAGCCGUGGAGAAAUACUUUCUGUUACUGGCCGAAAUAAAUUCACUCAUUAAUGCCAUCGUCUAUUCCUACCGGGACAAUGAGAUGCGCAGCACCUUCCGGAAGAUCCUCUGCUUUGCCUGCUACAGGAUGCCAAAAUACUCACCUGCGUCUGUCAAGUUCAGCACCACUGAGCAUAGGAUACUGCCUCAGAACGGGCAUCCAAUUAUGGACUCCACACUCUAACUCGGCUACUUCCAGGCUCCUUGCAUGCUGGUUGUCUGAAGCCAAUUCUUGAUAGUUGAUGGCAGGCCUGCCUGUCUGAGACUAGAGACCAUGGUCUGUAGUGGCCGCAGUGUGACUGGGGGAUAGUGCUGUGACCAAGGUUGUCGUCCAGGGUCUGUAGGAGACAUUAUUGUACCUGUGGAUUUGUCAGUGGCUGAGGGCAGCAGUCUUGGUCUGUAGCACCAUAUUUGUGAUGGUGUGCAUGCCCCCCCCCCCGGACAGAUGGUGCUGUGUUGCGACUGUAGAUGAUCAUGUAUCUGAGAUACAGUGACAAUUCCCAGAGCCAAGGAAUUUAAUCAGCACACUUGAAUUUAAUCAGCACACAGCUUGAGAGGCACCUUAAAAACGCUGUUGUGUUCAGAACUGGUUUGGGCCACAGCUUCUUAAAGGUGUGGGCCUUCUUUUUCUUCCUUCUGCAGGCUAACAAGCAAGCGUUGCUCUGUCUUCUAACAGACCAUGGGUGGCCCCUUAAGACAAACUUUAGUUUUUCUAGUCCUUAAGCACACAAAUGUUUUGGACAGUCUUUGGAAAAAUGGUGGAACGAAAACACUGAGAUACAUGCAUCUCUGUUCUUGUGAACUUCUAUUUUUAACAAACUGUGUCGAUUCAGUUGAGGGGGCAUCUCCUGCCGUGCCAAGGCACUCAUCUAAAAAGCAUCUGUUCAGGGUGAAGAACUUGCUGGCCUAGCCCUUUCAGUAUUACUGCCUUUUUGGCGUGGCCAUUCUAGGGCUAAGAUCCACUCCUCCUGCUGCUGCAGGAACUCCCUGUGCAUCUGUUACAACAACCUAAGUGGCUUUCUCUCCUCAAAGAGAUGGCCCAAUUGCCUGUUGCCCAUGGUAAAAAUUAGGUUGGGUGAAAGGUCUCUUCUAGCUGGACACAGAUACUACAGCAGGAAUAGGCAAGAAUUAAAUAUGCAAAGAGCAA
Rhineura floridana is the source of this 2717-nucleotide messenger RNA. It is a transcript of the gene LPAR2, whose product is annotated as lysophosphatidic acid receptor 2. Lineage: Eukaryota; Metazoa; Chordata; Lepidosauria; Squamata; Rhineuridae. Gene Ontology annotation, cellular component: membrane. The record is from RefSeq and is a predicted model, not a curated record. Gene Ontology annotation, molecular function: lysophosphatidic acid receptor activity. Gene Ontology annotation, biological process: G protein-coupled receptor signaling pathway. The transcript is spliced from 5 exons. The coding region runs from base 720 to 1754 and encodes 344 amino acids.